GGAGCAUGCCAAGUAAGUGUGGUAGUAUUACCAAAACACAAGCCACCAUGUGUAAAGCUUAGAUCACUCUCUACUCCCACUUGUCUAAAGCCACGUGCUUCACAGAAAUUUCUACUCCCACAACUCUUGACUGAAACCAACCCAAAUUAACAGGUUUAUGUCAAUUUACUACAAUGCUACAACUACAACUGGGUUUUGAUUUUCAUGGGGUUUUAGAGAGGUUUACCAUGGAAGUUGUUCUAGAAGUAGCCAAUGUAGUGUUUUGUAUAUUGUUUUUAUCAUGGGUUUUGGUUGAUAUUUUGAAGUAUAGAAGGAGUAGAGGUAGUAAUAAUGUUAAAGAAGCAGAAAUUUUGGCAAAAAAUGGUAGGAAUUAUAGUUUUUACACAAGAGUAAUGACCCCUUUUUGCAGUGCAACAUUGUCUACAUUUUAUAUCAGUUAUGGUCUAUAUGAGAUGUUUUGGUGUCAUAAAAUGAUCUCAUAUGGUACAAUUUCUACUACUUUGACAUGGGUUUUGUCCACUUUAAUCCUUGUUUAUUCUAGAGAAAGAAUCCUUAAAGAUGAUAAGAAAUGGCCUUUGGUACUUAUUGUAUGGUGGGUCUAUUCUAUGGUUUUUUAUAUGGUUUUGGUAACAUGUUACAUUAUUACUCAUUUGACAUCCAUUAACUUGAACAUCAUAGAUUUUCCUAAAGCUGAAUUAGUUGAUUUCUUGGGAUUUCCAUUAUCACUUCUUCUAUGCUGCAAUGGUUUGUUUAGUUGUAGCAUGAGAAAGUAUGAAAAUGAGCUUGAGCAACCAUUUUUGCCUCAUCAACAAGAGAGUAGUACUAAUAAAGAGGUAUCUGCUUUUGCAAACUCGAGUUUUUGGAGUAAAAUCGCGUUUUCGUGGCUUAAUCCACUCUUUAGGAUUGGUAGGACUCAGCUGAUUGUAUUAGCUGAUAUUCCAUCAGUUCCUGAAUCAGAAACUGCAGAAAAUGCCUCAUCUUUGUUGGAAGAAUCGUUGCGAAAACAGAAGAUUGAUGUAUUCUCCUUGCCUAAAGCUAUCUUUUGCAGUAUGAGGAGAUCUUUGCUCACAAAUGCCUUCUUUGCUGGGGCGAAUACUAUUGCUUCAUAUAUGGGUCCUCUGCUCAUCACCCACUUUGUUAAUUACCUUUCAACAAAGGUUGAUGACACUGGCUACCAUGAUGGCUUGACCCUUCCAAUAGUUUUCUUCAUUGGCAAGUGCAUUGAGUCAAUAUCACAAAGGCAAUGGUAUUUUGGUGCUUCUCGCAUUGGUAUUCGAGUUAGGGCAGCUACUGUUGCUUUGGUAUACAAGAAGUCUAUAAACAUCAAACUGUCUUCAGUGGGGCAAGGUAAUGGGAAGAUCAUCAACUUGAUUAACGUCGAUGCUGAGAGACUUGGGGACUUCUUCUUAUACAUUCAUGGUAUUUGGCUACUUCCCUUGCAAGUGUCCCUUGCCCUUGUUAUUCUUUAUGUGAAUCUUGGUGCAGCACCUGCCAUUGCUGCACUUUCUUCCACGAUUUUGGUAAUGAUUUGCAACACGCCAUUGGCUAGUAGGCAAGAAAUGUUGCAUUCCAAGAUCAUGGAAGCUAAGGACUCAAGAAUCAAAGCUACUAUGGAAACUUUGAAGAGCAUGAGAGUUCUUAAAUUGCAUUCCUGGGAAUCUUCUUUUAUGAAGAAGCUCUUGAAAUUGAGAGAGGCAGAGAAGUCUUGGUUGAGUAACUAUCUCUACACAUGUUCCGCGGUUGCUUUUCUAUUUUGGGCUUCACCAACCUUAGUUUCAGUAGUUACCUUUGGUGUUUGCAUUAUGGUAAAGACACCAUUGACUUCAGGAACUGUUCUCUCAGCUCUUGCUACAUUUAGGAUUCUACAAGAGCCUAUAUAUAACCUGCCAGAGUUGAUAUCAAUGAUAGCACAAACGAGAGUCUCAGUUGCUCGACUUGAGAGCUUCUUAAUGGAUGAAGAUCAGAUGAAGUUUUUAACAUACUGUAAAUAUAGAGAAUCUAGUCUUGCUAUUGAUAUUGAGAGUGGAGAAUAUGCUUGGGACAAUAGCAAUCCCUAUGCAAGGAAACCUACAAUCAGAAUAAAUGAGCAGCUGAAAAUAUCAAAGGGUAGCAAGGUCGCAAUUAGUGGGUCAGUUGGUUCAGGGAAAUCAACCUUACUUUGUAGUAUCCUUGGUGAAAUUGCAAGAGUCUCCGGCAAAGAGAUUAAGGUUUACGGAUCAAAAGCCUAUGUACCACAGAACUCCUGGAUUCAAACAGGUACAGUAAGGGAUAACAUAUUGUUUGGAAAAGAUAUGAACAAGGCAUUUUAUGAGGAGGUCCUAGAAGCAUGUGCCUUGAACAAAGACCUUCAAAUGUGGACUGAUGCUGAUAUGUGUGUAGUCGGAGAGAGAGGUAUCAAUCUAAGUGGGGGUCAGAAACAGCGAAUUCAACUUGCCAGGGCGAUCUACAGUGAUGCAGAUGUCUACUUCCUAGAUGAUCCAUUCAGUGCCGUUGAUGCACACACUGGUGCACAUCUGUUCAAGAAGGCUCUCAUGCAAAUGUUAUCUGAGAAGACUGUGGUAUACAUAACCCAUCAGUUGGAAUUCUUGGAUGCAGCAGACAUUGUUCUGGUGAUGAAAGAUGGCAGAAUUGUUCAAUCAGGAAGAUAUGAGGAUUUGAUUAGAGACCCGGAUGGUGAACUUAUUAGGCAAAUGGAUGCCCACCAAAAAUCCCUAGAACAAGUAAAUACCAAUGAUGACGAACACAACUCAACUACAAAGUCUUCUUCAGUUUGCCAAGCAGAACUUAUAGAAGAGCAUUCUUCAUGCUCGAUACAGUAUGACACGCUUGCAAAAUGUAACGAAGAGGAAGCAGUGAGAGGCCGCGUAAAUUGGAAUGUUUACUCUACUUUCAUCACUGCUGCAUAUCAAGGUGCUCUAGUUCCUGUCAUUUUGCUAUGUCAGAUUCUUUUUCAGGGAUUGCAAAUGGGCAGCAGUUACUGGCUUGCUUGGGCAACAGAGGAAGAGGGUCGAGUCAGCCAUAGAAAACUGAUGACAUAUUUUGUUCUACUUUCUGGUGGAAGUUGUGUCUUCAUAUUAGGAAGGACUAUAUUUCUCUCAACUAUAGCUAUUGAGACUGCUCAACAAAUGUUCCUCAGUAUGAUUAAAUCAGUCUUCCGCGCUCCUAUUUCUUUCUUCGACUUCACUCCUUCCAGUCGAAUCCUUAGCAGGUCUUCUACAGAUCAAAGUACUGUGGACAUGGACAUCCCAUAUAGACUAGCUGGACUAGUAUUUGCUCUUAUUCAGCUACUCAGUAUAAUUCUCCUCAUGUCCCAUGUUGCUUGGCAAGUCUUUCUAAUUUUUGUUGCUGUUAUUGCCAUCUCCUGCUGGUAUCAGGCUUAUUAUAUUACUACUGCCAGAGAACUUGCCAGGAUGGUUGGGAUUCGAAAAGCUCCAAUUCUCCAUCAUUUUUCAGAAAGUAUGGUGGGUUCUUCAACUAUCCGGUGCUUCAAUCAAGAGGGCCGUUUUUAUGACAAAAUUCUUAAUUUGGUGAAUGAUUAUUCUCGAGUUACCUUCCACAACAUCGCUGCAAUGGAAUGGCUUUCUGUGAGGAUAAACUUUUUGUUCAACUUGGUUUUCUUCAUUGUUUUAGUCAUCUUAGUGAUGUUGCCAAGAUCAACCAUUAAUCCAAGCUUGUCAGGACUAGCUGCCACAUAUGGACUAAAUAUGAAUGUCUUGCAAGCUUGGAUCAUAUGGAACUUAUGCAAUGUGGAAAACAAAAUGAUCUCAGUCGAAAGGAUUCUUGACUUCACAAAACUACCAAGUGAAGCUCCAUUGGUUAUACAAGACUACAAGCCUGAAUUAGAUUGGCCUAGUGAAGGGUUUAUUCAGUUUGAGAACUUGCAUGUUCGGUAUUCCCCUGCUCUGCCGAUGGUGCUCAAAGGAAUCACCUGCACCAUACCUGCCAAGUUGAAAGUUGGAGUUGUUGGAAGGACGGGAAGUGGCAAGUCUACACUCAUACAAGCUCUUUUUCGGGUGGUUGAGCCUUCACAAGGGCGUAUUCUCAUUGAUGGACUUGAUGUCUGUUUGUUAGGGCUGCAAGAUUUAAGAUCUAGGCUGAGUAUCAUACCCCAAGAUCCUACACUCUUCCAAGGAACUGUGAGGUUUAAUCUGGAUCCUCUAGAGGAGCAUAAUGAUCAAGAGAUAUGGGAGGUAAUAAAUAAGUGUCAUGGUCUUGCAAACAUUAUAAGGCAGGAUGCGAGGCUUCUUGAUGCACCCGUUGCUGAAGAUGGAGAAAACUGGAGUGUAGGGCAAAGGCAGUUGGUUUGUUUGGCGAGAGUUCUGCUCCAAAGGAGGAGAAUCUUAGUCUUGGAUGAAGCUACGGCAUCAGUUGAUACAGCUACUGAUAAUAUAAUUCAGAGGACCGUCAGAGAAGAAACAAGCGGAUGUACUGUUAUCACUGUCGCGCAUAGAAUACCUACUGUCAUUGACAAUGACCUCGUCUUAGUUCUUGAUCAAGGCAAGAUCGUCGAGUAUGACUCUCCUGCUGAACUGCUAAAAGACAGUUCAUCUGCUUUCUCCAAGUUGGUGAAGGAAUUUCUACGUAGAUCAUCCAAACAUUUCGAUGAGAUAUAGAAUUAAUGUCAGAAAAUAUUUGUAGAGAUCGAAUCAUGACAGUUUAUAACUACUAAUGGCUCGUUUGGUAGGCGGUAAUAAAUAGCUGUAUCGGCAGUAACUCAUUAAGUUACUAAAGUUAGAGAACAAGAGAAAGUAAGUUAGGUUCAGAUUUGUGACAUAAAUAUAUGUGUAGUUCUUGACCUUGAACAGUUAGAAAAGUAGAGCUGAAAUUCAUUGAUUUUUUUUUAUGAUUUAAGUAUUAGUCCUGUAAUUUGAGCAGAAACAUUCUAAGAUGUAUAUCAGUAACAUUUUUAAUGUGAAUAUGAGAAUUAGAGAUUGUGUCUA
This is a messenger RNA of Beta vulgaris subsp. vulgaris (sugar beet), 4940 nucleotides long. RefSeq names its product putative ABC transporter C family member 15. Gene Ontology annotation, cellular component: vacuolar membrane; plant-type vacuole. The transcript has 11 exons. Lineage: Eukaryota; Viridiplantae; Streptophyta; Magnoliopsida; Caryophyllales; Amaranthaceae. The record is from RefSeq and is a predicted model, not a curated record. Gene Ontology annotation, molecular function: ATP hydrolysis activity; ABC-type transporter activity; ATP binding. Gene Ontology annotation, biological process: transmembrane transport. The coding region runs from base 174 to 4613 and encodes 1479 amino acids.